AUGCAUUUAACAACAGACCCUGGGAGUUUUCACUACCCCAGCCAUACUGAAGAUUCUCUACAGUCAGCAAAUUCAUCUCACUUACUUGACACACCUAGCCCUAACAAUGCUCAGGAUCAAAAUCCUUUCCUGAACCAACAAAUGGAUGACACUGGCUCUCAGAGACCAUCCUUUCACUUAGAUCAGGUCAACCCAUCCUUCAGCCACAUUGUACAACCUCCUGCCAACCACACCCUACAACCUCCUGCCAACCACACCAUACAACCUCCUGCCAAUCACACCAUACAAUCUCCUGCCAACCACACCAUACAACCUCCUGCCAACCACACCAUACAACCUCCUGCCCACCACACCAUACAACCUCCUGCCAACCACACCCUACAACCUCCUGCCAACCACACCUUACAACCUGCAAACCACACCCUACAACCCUCUGCCAACCACACCAUACAGCCUCCUUCCAAUCACACCCUACAACCUCCUGCCAACCACACUAUACAAAUCUCCAACAGCCCAAAACACCCUAUGUAUGUUGAUGUUCAAGAAAGGAUUAACAGUUUCCUGUGUUGGCCAACCCACCACUGUCACAACCCUGUUAAUCUUGCAGAGGCUGGCUUUUUCUAUCAAGAUGUGGCAGAUUGUGUGACAUGUUUUUACUGUGGAUUAGCUUUAAGAUACUUGCAACCACAUGAUGAUAUAGUUGACAAACAUCAUCAAUAUCGGCCUCAGUGUCAGUAUGUGUUGCAAAUUCUUCAAAAACUCAGGAAAAAACUACUUAAAAGGAUCAGAAUGAAGCCGAGUGAUGGUAAUAGAAAUUCCCAUACAUUUGAAAUUUAUUUUCUUUAA
Physella acuta is the source of this 846-nucleotide messenger RNA. RefSeq lists its product as uncharacterized. Lineage: Eukaryota; Metazoa; Mollusca; Gastropoda; Physidae. Gene Ontology annotation, biological process: regulation of cell cycle. Gene Ontology annotation, cellular component: cytoplasm; nucleus. The record is from RefSeq and is a predicted model, not a curated record.